Nannospalax galili (Upper Galilee mountains blind mole rat) is the source of this 3624-nucleotide messenger RNA. It is a transcript of the gene Cavin2, whose product is annotated as caveolae associated protein 2. The coding region runs from base 317 to 1567 and encodes 416 amino acids. Gene Ontology annotation, molecular function: protein kinase C binding. The transcript is spliced from 2 exons. Gene Ontology annotation, cellular component: cytoplasm; caveola. Lineage: Eukaryota; Metazoa; Chordata; Mammalia; Rodentia; Spalacidae. The record is from RefSeq and is a predicted model, not a curated record.
GGGAGUAGGAAAGAAAAGCUGAACCUGCAGCAAAGAGCUGGGGGUUGUGGAGAACGUGGUUAGGAAGGGCAAGCAUGUCUCUGAAGCCUGAGUGGUUCUCAGUUCUGUAGCCUUCGCCUCCCACUGGGUGGAGUAAGACCUUUAAGAGCAGCUGGAAUGCAGUUCCCUGAUCAGCUUAGCCAGUUGUACAGUCUCAACCUCUGCUAGUCCUAGAGAGCAGGGCCCAGGGCUCAGACCAGCAGACCUCCCUCUGCACCUUCACCCCUUCUUUCCUGAGCAAGAAGCUUCCAGAGAAGUAGGUUCCCACUGUCCAGCCAUGGGAGAGGACGCUGUACAAGCAGAAAAGUUCCAGCACCCGAGUGCUGACAUGCGCCAGGAGAAGCCAUCCAGCCCCAGCCCGAUGCCCUCCUCCACACCAAGCCCCAGCCUGAACCUGGGGUCCACAGACGAGGCCAUCCGGGACAACUCGCAGGUGAAUGCGGUCACUGUGCACACGCUCCUGGACAAGUUAGUGAACAUGCUGGACGCUGUGAGGGAGAACCAGCACAAUAUGGAGCAGAGGCAAAUCAGCCUAGAGGGUUCGGUGAAGGGCAUCCAGAACGACCUCACCAAGCUCUCCAAGUAUCAGGCGUCCACUAGCAGCACUGUGAGCAAGCUGUUGGAGAAGUCUCGCAAGGUCAGCGCCCACACGCGCGCUGUCAGGGAGCGCAUGGAGAAACAGUGUGCACAAGUGAAGAGGCUGGAGAACAACCACGCCCAGCUCCUCCGACGCAAUCAUUUCAAAGUGCUCAUCUUCCAGGAAGAAAAUGAGAUCCCUGCCAGUGUGUUUGUGAAAGAGCCGGUUUCCAGCCCCGGGGAAGGGAAAGAGGAGCUUGCCGAUGAGAACAAGUCCCUGGACGAAACACUACACACUGUGGACCUCUCUUCGGAGGACGAAUUGCCUGGUGAUGAGGUAGCCCCAGAAGAUAGUGCAGAAGAGAAGAUGGAAGAAAGCAGGGCAGAGAAAAUAAAGAGAUCCAGCCUCAAGAAAGUGGAUAGCCUCAAGAAAGCAUUUUCUCGCCAGAACAUUGAGAAAAAGAUGAACAAGCUGGGGACAAAGAUCGUAUCUGUUGAGAGGAGAGAAAAGAUUAAGAAAUCGCUCACAUCCAAUCAGAAAACAUCAUCAGGGAAAAGCUCCCCCUUCAAGGUUUCUCCCCUCACUUUUGGUCGGAAGAAAGUCCGAGAGGGAGAAAGCCCUGUGGAAAACGAGACCAAGUCAGAAGACCAGAUGCCGAAUGACCACGAGGAGAGUUCCUUCGCAGAGGGUCUUUCUGAGGCAUCACUCCCCAGCGGCCUGGCAGAGGCCAGCACAGAAGAUGCUGAGAACGCCUUGGGAGGGAGCAACUCUGGCAUGAACAGCAACGUCGACCUGACCAUCGUGGAGGAUGAAGAGGAGGAAUCGGUGGCGCUGGAGCAAGCACAGCAUGUGAGCUAUGAGGGUGGUUACAUGCUCAACUCCCAAGACAUGGAACGGUCCAGUGAAGAACCAGUGCAGCCCGCUGUGCUCCACGUGGACCAGACCGCUUGAGCACACCGCCAGAGUGCUGGACCAGCCAUAGAACCCCACGUUGAGGAACCUGCGUCCUGGACACCACCUCGGGGCCUCUCCAGUUCUGCCCACUCCCCACUGUGACUGUCCAGGCAGUCAUCACUGGUCACACAGUAGCCUCAGACAUACAUGAGAUCGAAGAAGCAACCUGCCAGGGAUGCCAUGUUUAAUUGGCUCUUAAUUCUCUUUCUGUAGAAUUUUUCUAAGAUUGUCAGAGGAAGAAACAAAUUAGCUGAAAAACAUUGGUCCAUUUGGUUUAGUCAGAAAAACUAGAGGAUACUGAAGAAAUUAGUCAAGCAGUGUGAUUUAGGUUUGGUUAUUCUACCAGCUUGCUGGAUAGUGUAUCAGUAAUAUAGCGGUUUUACAGUAAUCUUGUGAAUGAUUAUUCUUCAAGUGUGUGAUACAGAAUAUAUAUAUAUAUAUAUAUAUAUAUGUGUGUGUGUGUGUGUAUGUGUAAGGUAAAGACAUAACUACGUAUUUUAAGAAGAAAACAUUGACAACAGGUAGAAGAGAAUGUUAAGUUGGUUAUUCACUUAGUAGAAACCAUUUUUAUUCCAAGUUGGGGGUGGGUGAUUGAAAGGCUACUGUAGCUAAUAGCAUGAAUGCUAUUAGCAUAGAAAAUUAAAGUGAUAAUGUUAGAAAAUGAAAGAAACGGGAAACAGAGAUGCCAAAGAGAAGGAAGACAAAGAGAAGAAAGUAUCUGCUUAAAAGUGAAACCUUCACAUUAUUAAUCUUGCCUAUCGCACUCUUUAAAUAGCAAGACUAAAGACGUUCACACAUCCUGCACGCCUAGGCUUUAUCUUCACAAUAUUUUCAUAGUCUAAAUUUCCAAAUAAUAUAGCCACCAUAUUGUAUUAAAGCUUUUUUUUCUUAAUAAAAGCAGGACACAUUUUUCUGUGAAGAAGUUCAGAAGGAUAUUGCCUCUUUAACAGUAGAAUAAAUGUAAGUCUGACUGGAAGGUCAAUCAUACUAUUCUUUAAUACAAUUUGAAAUAACCUUUACACUCCAAAUACGAUGUAGGUUUAUAAGGUGUUCAAAUUUACAUGUUUAGGAAGGGUAGGAUGAUUUUUUUUCCUUUUUGUACAUAAUGGUAAUUUCAGAUCAUAUUUUAUUUAUACAUUAAUUUCACAGAAUAAUAAUGUGUUUUUUAACUUCUUAAAGCAUGCUAGUAUUUUAUAUUGUGUAUAUAUUCACUCAGAUGGCAAAUUUUACUGCUGCCUAACACACUAAAAAAAUUUGCUUUAUUUUUCAUUACAAGAUGCUAAUGUUUUGUUAAAUUGUACUUUAAAGAUAGUGGACCCAGGGCUCAAAUUCUCUUUUCGUAUGCACCACUAUUAGUAAUCUUCAAAACAGAAAUAAUCCAAGACAGCAUUAACCAACUGUGUUCUCUGUCUUUAAGUAAAGGGAUUAAACUAACAAGCGGAUUGAUGGCAUGGCCUAUUCAGCUAUGUCCUUAUUUUGCAAUAAAUGUAACCCCAAAUACUGAAUUGUUGAACUAACAACAUCUGUGUUAAAGAAGAUUAAAUAAACCAAAAGAUGAUAAGAAUAUAACAGUGUCAGUUUGUUUGGUAGAACAAUUUUACAAGCAGAAGGAAUUGAUUUUUAAAUGUUCCUCCAAAUGCAGUGGUAAUGUUGACUGUUUCAGUCUUGAUUUCUCCUAUUAACUCUGCUUUCUUUUUACCCAAGACUCAUUUAGUAAUCCAACUCUCAUUCUUCAAGUUUAACUUUCUUGACAUCACCUUGCCAGCUCUGGAUAGCAUCUGAAUUAUUGCAACAGCUUGAUGAAUUUGAUAGUUCCACCUGUGUUUGAUUGUACCAGAUCUUAUAACACCUUCAAUAGUCUUGCAAGCAUGAAUCUAUUGAACUAUAUAUUCAGAUUAUUUUCUCAGAUACAGAUUAUUCAGAUUAUUUGUCUGCUGGAGUGCCAUACACUAUAUAGAUUUUUUUUCACCUUGAACCUGAAGCAAGCUUGGUGCACCUUUACCUUUCUGUCACUAAAGCAUUCAUGUAUCCAUGGGGCAAUGUAAUGGUUUUGC